Messenger RNA from Oldenlandia corymbosa var. corymbosa, 212 nucleotides. The record is from the annotation of a GenBank genome assembly. Lineage: Eukaryota; Viridiplantae; Streptophyta; Magnoliopsida; Gentianales; Rubiaceae.
AAACUUGCAAGUGCAGUCUAUGAGUAUUUCAAAGAACCGAUUCCUCCGCAUCUUAAGAUUCGAAUAGACGUUGGAGAAUUUAUUCUUCAACUUAGUGUAGUUGAGAAUGAUGAAGUUAUUAUCUAUGGUGAUAGAUUUAUUGAUUUUACUCUAAGUGUUCGAAUUACAAAAGGGAGUAGAUUGCACUUGGAGUUUUUUGAUGGUUACGUCAU